AUGCGGGCUAAUGGUUGCAAAGAGAAAUUGGACCGGGGAUGGGAAGACCGCAAAUCUGCAGUCAUGGUCGCACCUGCAGGAUCGCGAAAGCGGUUAGUGUGGUGCAGAAGCGAAAAGGCAGCCACCGUUUGGUUCCCCGGUGCGGUUCAGAGAUGGAUCAAACUAUUAGACUCUGCUUUUCCAUACAGUGAGCGUGUUUGGCAUGAUUUGGCCAAAAUGCGGUGGCAGGCCAAGAACCACGAUAUGCUUUCGUUGUUGUUGUUACCAAGCCUCGAGGAGGGCAUGUCGAUGAGACCGCCUCUUCCAGGUGAAGAAGAAAUCUCGAAACCAGACAAGGGUAAGAAGAGGAAGAAGGAAGCAUCGACCAAGUCUCCAAGAUCAAAGAAGUCCACGGUCCGCAGGCCUCAGACCGACGCCACGGUCUUGACUUUGACUGCUGCGGUAAGUCUUCGUGCCAAAGAUGAAGAUGAUGAUGAUGGCGAUCGCUCUUUGGUACAAAGGGUAAGACGGAGCGCUGAUGCUCCACAAGCUGUUGGGCGGAAGUCCGCUAAGUCGGGGAAGGCCGAUGUGGACCAAACUCGCGCUGAGGAGACCCUCGAGGAUGGUUUGGGCGUAGUCCCCGAGCUUCAAGUUGGACAUGGUACAGUCCGUGCCGGUGAAUCCUCGGCUGUCAAUUUCAUAGGGCCUGAAUCCGAAAUUUUUCUAGGUCGAGAAGAAACCCUUAUAGAAAUCGAUACCGGGGGUGGCUUUGAAUCGGGCCCUUCAUUUUCUCCGGGGGAAAUAAGGGAUGCCCAGAACAGGGGCGCUGCCGAUGCGGGAGCCUCUCAGGAAGAGGACGAUACGUUCAAGGACUACUUCAUCGGUGUCACUGAGGACACAGAUCUCGACGCCCCCAUCGCUCUCGAGGAGGUCAAGAAAUUGUACGACCACGCCUUCUCUAAGCUUCAAGAUGAGCUUUCAUGCCGUGAGGAGGAGCUCGAGAAGCUCACCUCGGAGCUAAAUGAGUCGAAGGCUUCCUUUGCCCGAAAGGAAGAUGAGUUGAGUGAGCUUCGGGCGAGUCUGGAGAGAGUGCACCAGGAAAGGGCUAGCUUUGCUGAGCAGAUUGGGCAAAAGAAUGCCCUGGUGGGGCGACUUCUGGAAGAGGUUGCGGCAAAGGAUACGAAGAUCCUCGGGCUGAAGCGGCAGAAUGAGGCCGUGAUCUCGGAGAAAGACCUUUUGUGGGGAGAGUUGACCUCGACCCAGGAUCUUCUUCGAAGUGAUCAGAAGGAGGCCGCUGCAUUAUCUGUGGCCAAGGCUGAAGCUGAUGAAUAUGCGUCCUCGUACAAGAGGGAUGCAGCUACCGCAAACGAUCGAGCCAGAGAGAUAUCCGAGAAGGCCGAGCAGAAGCUGGCUCGGGCUGUUGCUCAUGCUUGUUUGCAAGCUAGGAGGCAGGCCUUCGAGGAAGCAAGCACCAAAGAUGUCGAUCUCUCUGCUGAGAUUGAGAAAGACAUAGCCUUGGAGGAAGAAUCCGCACCUUCAACUACUUCGGAUGAGGGUUCCGGAAGUGAUUCAGAUAGUAGUGAGGGCGAAGAAUAG
Molecule: messenger RNA, 1575 nt
Organism: Nicotiana attenuata
Lineage: Eukaryota; Viridiplantae; Streptophyta; Magnoliopsida; Solanales; Solanaceae
Product: actin cytoskeleton-regulatory complex protein pan1-like
Exons: 5
Coding region: 1-1575 (524 amino acids)
Source: RefSeq, a predicted model, not a curated record